AUGAAUGUGAAGGAGUUGGUUGGGCGGUUGGAAGCUGAGAAGUUGAGGGAGGAGCAAGAGCAACUGGAGCGGGCAAGGCAGGAAGCGGAACAAGCGCGUCUGCUACAGUUGGCAGCCGAGGAGGAGGCCCGAAUCGCAGCUGAGGAAGCAGAGAAGAACCGGCAAGAAGAGCUUGAGAAGGAGAAGGCAAGAUGGCACGUGUCUGAGGACGAGAGCCACGAGGAAGUGGAGCGCAUGAAACGCCAGCUUCUCCAGCAGAUUGAAAAGCCAAAACCGAAACCCGUCGUGAAGCUGGAAGAUAUCCGCACGAUUGUGAUUGACAUUGGAUCUGGGAGCAUCAAGGCCGGGUUUGCCGGGGAGGACGCACCACGCGUUGUCAUGUCUGCCAUCGUCGGCUUCAUCAAGGACGUGUCUGCGAUGGACCUCGAGAAGCAUGCGCAUGUGGACCGUGAUGUGUACUUUGGCGACGAGGCAUGGGUGUACGCAGACGUUCUGGAGAUUAAGCGCGUGAUAUCGCGGGGCGUGAUCCAAGACCACGUGCUCUUUGAGCGACUCAUCAAACAUCUGCUCGUGGAAGAACUCAAGAUCCCGCCAAACGAGCUGCGUGAUCACCCCGUUCUCGUCACGGAACCACCGCUCAAUCCAAAGCGCUGUUCGUCGCCAACACCUCCCUCCUCGUCCUCUUCACGCACGGGCGGCGUCACGGGCGUUGUCGACGACGUCUACUACGAGGCCAUAUCCGUGGCCGUCGGCUUGAUGGUGGUGGGCACGGACCUGGACCGACGGCUGGCGCAGUUGAUGGCGGAUCGCGGGUACACGCUCUCCCCGGGACCACCCGUUUGA
Salpingoeca rosetta is the source of this 843-nucleotide messenger RNA. RefSeq lists its product as uncharacterized. The record is from RefSeq and is a predicted model, not a curated record. The transcript has 9 exons. Lineage: Eukaryota; Choanoflagellata; Craspedida; Salpingoecidae. The coding region runs from base 1 to 843 and encodes 280 amino acids.